GGUUUCCCCUCGACUCUUUCCGCGGACCCAACCAAAUCCCCGCCCCACUUUAUUCCUGCGUUGUUUGGGGACAGUAGGAAGAUGGCGGCGGCCCCGCUGUACUGUGUCUGCCGGCAGUCGUAUGAUGUGAGCCGGUUCAUGAUCGAAUGCGACCUCUGUAACGACUGGUUUCAUGGCAGCUGUGUCCACGUGGAGGAGCACCAUGCGGUGGACAUUGACGUUUACCACUGUCCUAACUGUGAACCCCAACAUGGACCCUCCUUGAUGAAAAAGCGCAACAACUGGCACAGGCAUGACUACACCGAGCAGGACGAUGGCACCAAGCCAGUGCAGGCUGGCACCUCUGUGUUUGUCAAGGAGCUCCAGAACAGGACCUUUACCAGUGGGGAUGAGAUCCUGCAGUGGAUGCCUGGGGAGCAGGUGACCCAGAGGUACCUGGAAAGCCACGGCUGGCAGUACCCCAUCGCUGUGUCCAACAUAGAGGGACUGGGACUCAGGCUGCCUCAACCAUCCUUUUCUGUCAAAGAUGUGGAGCAAGUUGUCGGCGGUGACAAAGUCAUUGACGUCAUCGACGUGGCCAGGCAAGCAGACAGCAAGAUGAAGCUGAAAGAGUUUAUUAAGUAUUACUACAAGCCUCAUCGGCCCAAGGUGCUCAACGUUAUCAGCCUGGAGUUCUCUGAUACCAGGAUGGCAGAUCAGGUGGUGGUACCUGACGUAGCUCAGAACAUGUCCUGGGUGGAGAACUACUGGCCGGAUGACUCCUUCUUCCCCAAGCCCUUUGUCCAGAAGUACUGCCUCAUGGGGGUUAAGAACAGCUACACUGACUUCCACAUCGACUUCGGCGGCACCUCUGUGUGGUAUCACGUUCUCUGGGGUGAGAAGAUAUUCUACAUGAUCAAGCCGACCCAGGCCAACCUUGCACUAUACGAGGCCUGGAGCUCCUCCCCCAACCAGAGUGAGGUGUUCUUUGGGGACAAGGUGGACAAGUGCUACAAGUGUGUCGUGCAGCAAGGAACCACGCUGCUCAUCCCCACAGGAUGGAUCCAUGCCGUCCUCACGUCUCAGGAUUGCAUGGCGUUCGGAGGUAACUUCCUCCACAACCUCAACAUUGGCAUGCAGCUCAGGUGUUACGAGAUGGAGCGUCGUCUGAAGACUCCAGACCUCUUCAAGUUUCCCUACUUUGAGGCUAUCUGCUGGUAUGUGGCCAAGAACCUGCUGGAGACCCUGAAAGAGUUGCGAGAAGACAACUGCCCACCCCAGACCUACCUAGUGGAGGGAGUGAAAUCUUUAAUCAGUCCACUGAAAACCUGGCUGAAGAGAGAGGUUACGGAGCCCACCAGCGAGGUCCCGGACCAUAUCAGGCCCAACCGUCUCAUUAAAGAGCUGACCAAGGAAAUCCGCUACCUGGAGGAAGACCAGGCCAGCAGUGGUGGCACCAACAAGCCAGUGAAAUCUCAGGGAAGCGGUGGAGGCCAGUGUCCGGCCACGCGCUCCACGCUGGAGAGGGUGUGCCCGGCCCGUCAGGCACGGCGGGCAGCCCGGAGGCUCCGGGAGCAGCAGGAGCAGGGCCCUAAGGUUCCCUCUAACCUGGAGAUCCUGGAGCUGCACACCAGAGAGGUGCUCAGGAGGCUGGAAGUGGGCCCUCUGGAGGAGGACCCUACCUUCUGUCCCCCGGUGCAUGGGAAGUUCAACAUGGUGUCCACCGCCUCUGCCGCUGCUGCGGAGAACCCAGACACACACCUGCGUCUCACGCUGCACAACGGACGGAUCAUCCGAGACGCGAGGAGACCAGGUAGUAGCACGGCUAGCAGCCCGGUGAAGGCGGAGAGUGAGAGGCCGUCCGUGGGCCAACUGAAGAGCAGAGAGGAGAUGAAGACUGAGUCAGACCAGGAACAGCAGCACAGCACUAUGGGAGGAGAGGUGAAACCAGGCCACCUCAGGGGUAUUGAGAGGGUUAAGACUGAACUCAGGGAAGAAGCCUCAGGACACUCCGACGUGUCGGACAUGGAUUCGGACAGUGAUUCCAACACACAGCAAAACACCUCUUCUGAGGAAGAUUCAGGAAGCUCCCAGAGUGAUGAUGAUGAGGAGAGGGGCUCAUCCCAGAGGGCCGCGGGGCACACCAUAGAGCUAGACCAGACAGACCUGAACCUCCGGCACAAACACAAGCCACUCAAAAGAGAACGUCCUACUUCACCCAGCACAGAGGAGGCCAUUCAAGGCAUGCUGUCCAUGGCUGGCCUGCUGUGCCCCUCCAAGCCAGACGAGGCCGCCACUUCCCAGGAGCCGUGGUGGUCCAGCCCGAGCCGAGGCUCGCCGGAGCGCCGAGAGCAGCACCAGCGUCGUGUGGCGGGGGACAAGAGCCCCAUGGACAGCCAGGGCAACAGCAGCAGCGAGGCCUGGGACAAUCGGGGGCCCCUCUCCCUUGGGGCCCUGAGCCAAGACGCCAGCCCAGAGGCCGACAACUACCAGUACUGUGAUCCCUCAAUGUCUCCCCCUCUCCACCCCUCCAAAAGACACGCCUCCAACUCCCCUCCCAUCAGCAACCAGGCCACGAAAGGCAAGCGGCCCAAGAAAGGAAUGGCCACGGCCAAGCAGAGACUGGGGAAGAUUCUGAAGAUGAACCGACACAAUGGCGUCUUUGUAUAGAGCUCUGAGGGCCACAGGCAAAGCUAAAGGAGGGGAACAGACCCCUGUCCUCACAUCCAGAUUAUUCUGUACAUUUAGUCAACACCUUUUUGUCCUGGAGAAAUCACUGCCUGGGGAAAGGGCCCAUCUGAGAGACUUGUUGUUGUCCGACACACAAAUGAACAGGCUUACUGUGCAUGCUUAGGACCACAGGGUAUUGAAUUCACAUGAGCAAGCUACCAAUCAAGCGCACAGCUUCACUGCAAGCACUCUAAAACGUAAUAGAGAAGAAGGGAAAAAAGCAUGUUGAUUACUCAACUUCAGGGAAACUUAAGAGUUCCAGUGGGCAUCAACGUGCCAUGGGGAAAUGUUUGAUGUCCGGAUGAGGUAGGAAUGAGGUCUACAGUACAUCGCAACAUUGAAGACAAAUCUUCAGCCAAUGUUAAUGACGCGCGUAAGCCAAUGCAGGCUGCGUGAUGUCCCACCAUCUGCAUCUCCCAGCGCUGCCUUCCUUGAAUAUCUGCAGCACUAUGAACUGGAUGAGACCCAGGACAAGAUGGAAGUUUGGAUAUACAGACUGGCAUUGACCCACCUGGCUCUGUGUCUGGGCUCUCUAGCAGGGUCCUUUUUGUCCCUGAGGGAAAAAAAGUGCUCAUCUAAUUUUUCUGAAUGGUGCUUAAUGUUUGUACGUCCUCCAUGCUCCCAACUCCCCUUAUCUCAAUCACACCAGCAAUAAUGACGUUGAGUAGAGGAGAAGUUUUGAGAGGCAGCACUCUUGGUUAGUCUUCCCUGCCACAUUGUGUCAUUCAUCUAUUUUAAAGACAAUUGCCUAAUUUCAUUGCACUGUUUUUUGGGAAGGUGAAAUCCCAUCAGGUCUAAAACAAUUACAUUUGAACCUGUCUGCAUUAAUUCAUUAUAAGUCUCUCUAUUUGAAUUUCACGUUCAUAUGAAAGCCAUACACCUCGAUAUAGAAUUUAUGAUUUUGCUGCCCUCUGAUGGUCAAAGGAGACUAACAGAGAGAGUGAGUGCUGCCUCAAUAAGAAAUGUUUUAUCGUGUAAGUUGUUUACUUGGUUGAAAAACAACUUGUAUAAUAUCUUGCUUAAUUUAUUUCAAGUUGUUACUUGAUUUUAAUGUGUUAUUUCUUUAUGGAUUCUGAGUUAUGUAUUUAUUAAUUGAAAGAGGUGAAUAUUGAUUUUAUUAUAUUUUGGCCCUAAACCUCGGCUAUUCUGGGAAUUCGAGUUUUUUUUUUUCUUUCUCUCUCUUAUGCUUAUUGUAUAUGUGGACAUUUUAGACUUCAUGUGGUUAUGAUAUUGUGCAGGUCAGUAAGAAUUUCUAACUCAAUCUUUUUUUUUCUCCACUUCUGUCCAAGUGGUCUUUCUUAACUUGAUUUGAAAUGGUCUCUUCUGGUUUCCUCUGUUUCCAGGGGUUAGUGGAGUUCUGUGUUAAGAGAAUGGGUCAUAUUGUAACUCCAAAAGGUUGCUACACCUAUAGCCUACUUGACGUUGUCUAACGAAAAAUACAUUUUGAACAAUUUAAAUAGGGUGGGGUUUUUGGGGGGUGGGUCCUAUGAUAUGGUGCUUAAAUCAAAUCAAAUUUAUUUAUAUAGCCCUUCGUACAUCAGCUGAUAUCUCAAAGUGCUGUACAGAAACCCAGCCUAAAACCCCAAACAGCAAGCAAUGCAGGUGUAGAAGCACGGUGGCUAGGAAAAGUAAAGUAAGGUGUGUGAUGUGAUUUGAUUUGGAUUUGUAGUUCUUCACUCUCAGGGAAUGAUGCCACAGACAUGACCACAGCUAUGACCACAGAUAUGUAGCUGGUGAUUACCUUAAUCACCAACUACAUCAUGUACACUGUAAGGCAAGUUCUUCCAACCAGACUCUUGUUCCACUUAUUUCUCUAACCAAGCAGUUGUGCAUUGGAAUUGACCAAGUUGAAGAAAUCAACAGUCAUCUCUAUUUGGAGAUGGUACUCAAGCUCUGCCUAGCUACUAACAUUUUUUAACUCCAUUGUAUCAAUUUCAAUAUGUAACUCAAUAUCCAAGAAAUCCAAUCUUCCAGCAUCUACCUUCUGAUAGAGCAGACCCCCCCCCCCCCUCCAAAAAACACAGCUUGUCCCAAUAUCCUUAGACACCCUUGCUCUAGUCUACAGAGUAUUUCACUGAAUGACAUCCAGACUUAGUCACCAAGUAACUUUAAUAGCACCCUUUGAACAGUAUCGGACUUGAAACUGUGCUAUGAGUUCAACUUGCAGUGCACCUGACCGUGGCAUAAUUGUGGUCUAUCGCUUAGGCCUUAAUGAGAUUUUACCUAAUGACACAAAUAUCACACUUUCAUGUCUUCCCCUCCAUGGAAUACAGUGUUUGAUCCUAUUGCCAGACAUUUCCAUGAACUCUACACGUUCACCUUUUAACUCUUAUUGCAUGUUGAAGUCCUCACCACUCGUCUGUGUAGUAAUAAGCACAAGAACUAGCCUGCAGGCAGGGUUUGUUAUUAGCAGUUCUCUUUCAUUGUAUAGUAUUUACCGUAAACUCUUACGUACAAAUCUAUUUGCAUUUGUGUUUUUUUCUAUCAAUGGUCAUGUUUCUUCUCUGUGCAUUAGUCCUUCAGAUGGUUUGAUUUAUCAUGAUUUGAACCAUAAAAACACUGGCUUACUGUGACACUUACUUGAUGCAUUGAAUAUGUUUCAGCAUUUCAAAAAUGACCUGUAAAUAUAAAAAUGAACUGA
Oncorhynchus kisutch (coho salmon) is the source of this 5350-nucleotide messenger RNA. Its product is annotated as lysine-specific demethylase 7B. The record is from RefSeq and is a predicted model, not a curated record. Lineage: Eukaryota; Metazoa; Chordata; Actinopteri; Salmoniformes; Salmonidae. The transcript has 16 exons. The coding region runs from base 82 to 2649 and encodes 855 amino acids.